Messenger RNA from Hemicordylus capensis (graceful crag lizard), 4527 nucleotides. RefSeq names its product oocyte zinc finger protein XlCOF6-like. Gene Ontology annotation, molecular function: DNA-binding transcription factor activity, RNA polymerase II-specific; RNA polymerase II cis-regulatory region sequence-specific DNA binding. The record is from RefSeq and is a predicted model, not a curated record. The coding region runs from base 289 to 2073 and encodes 594 amino acids. The transcript is spliced from 2 exons. NCBI's taxonomy places the organism in Eukaryota, Metazoa, Chordata, Lepidosauria, Squamata, Cordylidae. Gene Ontology annotation, biological process: regulation of DNA-templated transcription.
GCUGCUUGCAGAGCAGGCUCAGAGCCGGGGGCGGCGUUUCUGCUUUGCGAGCUCCCUUGCUCGCAGAGGGAGGCCCGAGUGAGUGUCGGCCCCGCAAUAAAUCCAUAAAGCAACCCGGCUUGGAGCCCAAGCAGGUGAUACUUUGGAGGGCGAAAGUAAGGGAAACCCCAGCAGAAGAUUGUUAGGAGCUGCCAGAUGUAAAAAGAGGAAACAACAGAGACUAACAACAGGAGCAAAAUAGAAGAACAGAAAUGGAUCUUCUGUUUCUUAGGAUCGAAUUUUUUAAAAAUGAAGAAAGAAAGAGAAAGAAGCUCUCCGCGUAGGAAAAGAUUCAGUUUUGAAGCAAGCUUUCAACUUCAGCGGGAAAUGCACGCAGAGGAGAAACCACAUAAAUGCUUGGAGUGUGGAAAGAGCUUCAGCCAGAAAGGACAUCUUGUUAUACACUAUAGAACCCACACUGGAGAGAAACCAUAUAAAUGCUUGGAGUGUGGAAAGAGCUUCAGUGAAAGUGGACAUCUUACUAUACACCAUAGGACCCACACUGGAGAGAAACCUCAUAAAUGCUUGGAGUGUGGAAAAGGCUUCAGCACAAAUGGACAUCUUACUAUACACCAUAGAAUCCAUACUGGAGAGAAACCACAUAAAUGCUUGGAGUGUGGAAAGAGCUUCAUUAAAAAUGAACAUCUUACUCUACAUCAAAGAAUUCACACUGGGGAAAAACCACAUAAAUGCUUGGAAUGUGGAAAGAGCUUCAGACAGAGAGGAAAUCUUACUAUACACCAUAGAACCCACACUGGGGAGAAACCACAUAAAUGCUUGGAGUGUGGAAAGAGCUUCAGCACAAGUGGAAGUCUUACUGUACACCAUAGAACCCACACUGGGGAGAAACCACAUAAAUGCUUUGAGUGUGGAAAGAGUUUCAGCCAGUGUGGAGCUCUUUCUCUACAUCAUAAAACCCACACUGGGGAGAAACCCUAUAAAUGCUUGGAGUGUGGAAUGAGGUUCAGUGAGAGGGGAGAUCUUAAUAAACACCAUAGGACGCACACAGGGGAGAAACCCUAUGAAUGCUUAGAAUGUGGAAAGAGAUUCAGUGAGAGGGGAGCUCUUAAUAAACACCAGAGAACCCAUACUGGAGAGAAACCACAUAAAUGUUUGGACUGUGGAAAAAGCUUCAGCCAGAGGGGAACUCUUAAGUUACACCUCAGGAUCCACACUGGGGAGAAGCCACAUAAAUGCUUAGAAUGUGGAAAGAGCUUCAGCACGAGGGGAUACCUUACUAAACACAAUAAAACACACAAUGGAGAAAAACCACAUAAGUGUGUUGAGUGUGGAAAGAGCUUCAGCAUGAGAGGAGAUCUUACUAAACACCAUAGAACUCACACUAGGGAGAAACCACAUAAGUGUUUUGAGUGUGGAAAGAGCUUCAGCAUGAGUGGACAUCUGAAGGACCACCAUAGAACCCACACUGGGGAGACACCAUAUAAAUGCUUGGAGUGUGGAAAGAGCUUCAGCACGAGUGGAAAGCUUACUGUACACCACAGAACCCACACUGGAGAGAAAGCUCAUAAAUGCUUGGUGUGUGGAAAGACUUUCAGCCAGAGUCAACAUCUUAAUACACACCUUAGAACUCACACUGGAGAGAAACCACAUAAAUGCUUGAAGUGUGGAAAGAGCUUCAGCCAGAGUGGAGAUCUCAAUAGACAUCACAGAACCCACACUGGAGAGAAACCACAUAAGUGCCUGGAGUGUGGAAAAAGCUUCAGCACGAGUGGAUAUCUAACUAUACACCAGAGAACCCACACUGGGGAGAAUCCAAAUAAAUGCUUGGAGUGUGGAAAGAUCUUCAGCACGAGUGGAAGCCUUACUGCACACCAUAGAACCCACACUGGGGAGAGGCCACAUAAAUGCCUGCAGUGUGGAAAGGGCUUCAGCCAGAGUGGACAUCUUAAUAGACACCUUAGAACCUGUUGGAGAUACAGCUCCAGUAGCCUUGACUCUGUGCAGCGUCCAUCUUAUGCCUCACUGGGUGCAUUAGGAGAAGAAAAAGGAAGCAAGGGACUCCUUUCCUUGUAGCUUUCGGCUACCAUGAUUGCUAGACUGAUAUUCUUACAUAGGGAGCAACAAUUGUCCCCUUUACUAAGCAGGGUCCUCCCUAGUUUGCAUUUGAAUGGGAGACUAUGGGGCUAUUCACACGAUUGUGGAAAAUCAGGCUAACCUCCGCUAAUCCGAUUUUCUACAAUCGUGAGAACCACCGGGCUUGUCUGUGAGCCCUGUGGUUCUUUAGUGGGUAACCCGCUGAAGAAGCCCGCCCCUUAAACUGGUUUUGCAGAGUGAGCGCUCCACAAACCUGUUUUUGUUUUUUUAAAAUUGUGAGUAGCCGCGGUGCGUCUUUUUGCCGUGGUUACUCACGAGUAACUGAUUUAGAGAAGAUCAAACAGAGAUGGAAGGAGUGUACUGCAAAUCUGUACAGUAGGGAUGUCAACAUCUAGAAGAUAUUCCCUACUUCCAAGAACCUCUAGAACAAGCAGAUGAAGUUAGAUCAGCACUCUGGUCAUUACCAUGUCGGAAGGCUACAGUCAAGGCUCUAACCAAACUAUGCCAGCAAAUUUGGAGAACGCCACAGUGGCCAGUAGAUUGGAAGAGGUCAGUCUACGUACCCAUACCCAAGAAAGGAGACUUAGCAGAUUGUGCAAACCAUCACACAAUAUCCUUAAUUCCACCUGCUAGCAAAAUAAUGCUCAGGAUCAUCCAAUGCAGAUUAGAACCCUAUGUGGAAAGGGAAGUGUUGGAUGUUCAAGCUGGUUUCAGAAAAGGCUGAGGAACAAGAGACAUCAUUGCUGAUGCCCGCUGGAUAAUUGAGAAAGCCAAAGAAUACCAGAAAGAAGUUAGUAUGUGCUUGAUUGACUGCAGAAAAGCCUUCGAUUACGUCGACCAUGUCAAGUUGUGGAAUAUCCUUAGGAAAAUGGGCAUCCCAGAACAUCUCAUUGUUCUCAUGAGAAACCUAUACACAGGAUAGGAAGCCACAGUCCAGACGGAACAUGGUGAAACAGACUGGUUCUAGAUCGGCAAAGGAGUAAGACAAGGCCGUCUACUUUCUCCUUCUUUAUUCAACUUAUAUGCGGAACAUAUACUGAGAGAAGCUGGAUUGGAAGAAGAUGAGCAUGGUUUUAAAGCUGGAGGAAGAAACAUCAAUAACCUGUGCUACGCUGACGACAACACUGUGAUAGUGGAGAAUGCAGAUGAUCUGCAAGCUCUAGUAAUGAAAGUCAUGGAGCACAGUGAAAAAAUGUGACUACAACUAAAUGUCAAAAAGACUAAACUAAUGACAAUGGGUACAGCAACCAGCCUCAGAAUUGACAAUGAAGACAUUGAAGUGGUGGAUAGCUUCUGCCUUUUAGGAUCAACCGUCAAGGAUCCCAUAGUCAAGAAAUAUGCCGCAGACUAGCACUUGGUAGGGUUGCAGUGAAGGGCUUUGAAAGCAUAUUUAGAUGCCGUGACGUGUCUACACCUACAAAGAUUAGAAUAGUUUGGACUAUGGUUUUCCCUGUGACGCACUCUAGAUGUGAAGGCUGGAUUGUGAAGAAGCAAGAUAGAAAAAGCAUUGACGCUUUUGAACUUGGGUGCUGGAGAAGACCUUUGAGGAUACCAUGAACAGCCAGGAAAACAAACCAAUGGAUCCUAGAACAAAUCAAUCCAGAAUUCUCACUCGAGGCACAAAUGACCAGGCUCAAACUAAUUCCUGGAGUCUGGCCAGCUCCAGAGUUAAUUAGAGUAAGUAUGAAUAUGUGAGUGAAUGAGAUACAUCCUGUUAUGGUAAUGUGGAUUUUUGUCUUCAUGGCUGCCACUAUGACUUUUGCCAUCAUUAUUAGUCACUGGCACUGCUGCCAGUGCUGAAUAUAUUUACCUUGGGGAACCCUUGUGUAGUGACCAGCUUUCCCUCCCUCUAAAGAGUUAACUGGAAGUGAGCCCUGUCUUGACGUUACAAGCUGGUGAACUCCAGGGCUCAGCCAAUCAGCAUACCAGGUGGGUGAGACCUAGAGAGCUGUGGCCAGGAAGAAGGGAAUUUUUUGUGACAAGAAGCUUGGUUGCACAGGAGGACAUGUGGUCAUGGAGGAUGGCUGCAGGAGAAUGACUCUCCAGAUCCUUGAAAGACAGGAGGACCGUAAGCUUGAAUUCUCAUCCAGAGUUUGGUGAGUUCAAAGCAAUGAGCCAGGGACUGGGCUUUGCGAAGAUUAAUUUAAGGAAAGGUUUUAGUCAGACUUUGCAUUAGAAUUUCUGCUUCUUUGGUGUGUUCUUUGUAUAUCCCCGAUACUGUUCUAGUAGUGUUUACCUGCAAUGUAAUUUAAAAUAAGAAACACUAUGCUAUGCCCAACCCUUCCUAGGGUGUUGUAAGAAACUCUAUAAAAAUUUAAGCGUGCCUAAGACAACCUGUUUUUGUAACCUAAGUAUUGAUGAGUGUAUCUAAGAAAGCUAGAAGCCUCCGAUGGAAGCAGUCUGUAGUAAUUGAAUAAAACUGGUUUUUUUUUA